Molecule: messenger RNA, 1264 nt
Organism: Pisolithus orientalis
Lineage: Eukaryota; Fungi; Basidiomycota; Agaricomycetes; Boletales; Pisolithaceae
Exons: 1
Biological process (GO): steroid biosynthetic process
Molecular function (GO): 3-beta-hydroxy-Delta5-steroid dehydrogenase (NAD+) activity
Source: RefSeq, a predicted model, not a curated record
UUAACGAAGGGAGACACCGUCUCCGUGCUGGAUAUCGUGCAGAGACACAGCUGUGUCUCGUUUGGAUUGGGAGAUAUAUUGAACAAGUCGGGCACCAUACACAUAGCACACAUAGCCUCAUGGCCGCAAGGCACAAAAGACCCCUCCGUCUACAUCAAGGUCAACGUCGAGGGCACCCGAGCCGUCAUCGACGCAGCUGGCGUCCGUAGGCUCGUCUAUACGAGUUCCGCAGGCAUCGUAUUUAAUGGCACCGACGUCGUGAAGGUCGACGGACGAACAUCCUGUUCACACAAGCCAUUUGACAUGUGUAGUCUACUGCCUUGCCACUCUACCACGCCGAGCGAAUUCAGGCUAGACCCCGAGAGCACGGCGGCAACGCUCAACGAAUCCCUACACCGUGCUCUCUCUCCCAUAUGUGCCACAACCGAAUAUCACAGCAUGAUGCGCAGUUCCAUGCAGACACUCAGUCCCUAUGUCACACCUGCACCCAACACUGAAUCCAUCCUAUCCACGUUCAACACCCCAUUUGACCCGCGUGAACUCACGGACCCCUUCGACUGUUCUCGAGUCGAGGGGCGAGCGUUCUUCGUCGCAGUUGGAGGGCCGGGUUGUAUCUUGGACUUUACAGGGAUAUACGACGAGUACGAGCGAAGACUAUCGCCCUUAAAGGUACAAGAGAGAUCUCGACAGGGGAGGGGCAUAGAGGAUUCAUGUGCUGAGCUCGGCAGCUCGAUCUUUCUCCUUUAUUUUGUGUCAUAUCACUUACAGCUACGUUACUAUAGGAAAGUUCAGUGUCUACAAAGAAGUAGGAGCGACAUCCAAGUGGCUGCGGUGUGGAAGUGCAAAGCAACACACGAGAACGAACACCGGACUAUCAAAUCGAAGCUACACGAGACAAUUCGACGGUUCUACUACGAGUGGGGGAUUCGGGAAGACGGACAUCUGCAACGAAUUGCGAUCGCGAUGCAAGAGACUAUGACAAACUACGAGCAAAGGACAUGUGGAGGUCUAGGACAUACGAAGGAAUCGACAGGUGGCUACUGACGUCUGGAAGAGAAGAAGACGAAGCGAGUUCGAGUAGGCGAGAGGGCGAGCAAUAUGCAAAGAUCGAGGAAGGGCGAUGCUGGCUGGAACGAUGGAGUCGCAUGCAGAAUGUUCAAGCCGACGUGGAUUCUUAGACAGAGACCGAGCGCUCUUCGUUUCUUUUUGUUUUCGUGAUAACUUACUUACAGGUAUUCGGUGUUAGGGCAUUCGACGAGUUCAA